AUGUUGCUUCUCAUGCAACAGCAGCAACAGAUGAUGGUUGCAAAUAUGCAACAACAGCAGCAGAUGAUGGCCACUAUGAUGGGGGCCAUGGCCCAGAGCAUGGGAGUGCCGCAACCGGCGCAACCCGGUCCAAACGCAUCUGCAAGCAACGUGAGCAGCCUGUUUGAGCGGUUCCAGUGGUAUAGACCGCCUACAUUCGCAGGCUCCCACCGCCCUGAGGAGGCAGAAUAUUGGCUCAACCGAGUCGCUAAGUUACUACGGCCUCUCCAUUGUUCUGAGGCAGAAAAUGUGGAGCUUGUCUCGUAUCUUUUUGAGAAAGAGGCGGAUUUGUGGUGGGAGAGCGUCUUCCGAUCCAUUCCCGAGGACCAUGUAUGGACAUGGGAAGCAUUUGAAGCCCGCUUCAAGGAGAAGUAUAUUCCUCAAUCGUACCAGCACGAGAGAGAGAACGAAUUUCUCCGUCUCCAACAAGGGGGGAUGAGCGUGGCCCAAUAUGAGAACCGCUUUACCGAACUCUCCCGUUACGCUUCCGAGAUGAUUGCCAAUGAAGCGGUAAAGAUGAGACGAUUCACGGCUGGGCUGCGAAGCGGCAUUCGCUCCAAGAUAUGCUGCGUCAACAUCAGGACAUACGCCGAGCUCGUCGAGAUGUCCAUCAGGGCGGAGCAGGAUGAGGAGCGGGUCGCCCGGAACCGAUCACAGUUAGGGCUUCGAAACAGGGUGGAGGGACCGUCCUCCUCUUUUACAGGAAAAAGGGCGCGCCCCAACUCACCACCCCGACUAGCCGCCACACCGGCCCCUUCUACGCGACAGGCCCAGGUUUGCACCUAUUGCAGGAGAGCGGGACACUCUGAGCCCUAUUGUUUUACGAGGAUGAGGGACCUCGGAUUCACCCCACCUCAGCGCAAUAUUAGGCCCCCGCAGCCGGCAUUGCAGAUUCCGCCCCUACGGGCAAUGGGGCCUAACCAGCAGUUUCGACGCCCACCACCACCUCAGGUCGAGGGUCAGGAUGCGGCCAUCCCCACUCCUACGGCCUUCGAGGUGACGGCUCACAUACAAGGUACCCCUAUUUUCCUUUUGGUGGACACCGGAUCUACUGCUUCUCUCAUAUCUCAUGCCGCCGUCAAGCAUUUGGGGCUACGCCCCAGGCCUUUCGUGGGGGUAAAGAUCAUCGCUGCCGCUGGCACAUUUUCAGAAGCGACUAAGAUAUGUUAUGAUUGUCCCAUCGACCUGGGAUGCAAGGUGGCAAACGUGGAUUUGAUAGUAACCAAAAUAUUCCAUUACGACGUCAUCUUGGGCAUGGACUGGUUGACGGUAGUGAGGGCAGAGAUUGAUUGUGAUGCAAAGACAGUGAAGAUACAUGAAGACGAUGGCACUUCCCUCACAUUCCCAGUCCAGGUCAGCUUCGAACGAAGGAUCUCGUGUUAUGCAUCAUUGGAAGACGGAUAUUCUGGACCCUCGAUAACGGACACACCUGUGGUCAAAGACUUUUGGGACGUAUUCAAAAACAUACCGGGACUACCGCCUCGACGUGAGAUAGACUUCACGAUUGAUCUGGUUCCUGGAGCCAAGCCCAUUUCUCUGCCUACUUACCGCAUGUCCCCAUGUGAAAUGGAGGAAUUACGGACUCAAAUCGAUGAUUUGCUAGAGUCAGGUUUCAUCCGGCCCAACGUGUCGCCAUGGGGAGCCCCAGUGCUAUUCGUAAGGAAGAAGGACGGCUCUUUACGACUAUGUGUGGAUUACCGAAGGCUGAACCAAAUGACGGUUCGGAACAAAUACCCGUUGCCCAGGAUCGACGAUUUAUUCGACCAGUUGAGGGUUGCCCAAUACUUCUCAAAGAUAGAUCUAAAAUCGGGGUACCAUCAGCUGCGGGUUAGAGAUGAAGAUAUUCAGAAAACGGCCUUUAGGACCUAUUUUGGCCAUUACGAGUUUCUGGUUAUGCCGUUCGGGCUCACCAAUGCCCCCGCGGUCUUCAUGGACCUAAUGAACUAA
Magnolia sinica is the source of this 1986-nucleotide messenger RNA. RefSeq lists its product as uncharacterized. Gene Ontology annotation, biological process: proteolysis. The transcript has 2 exons. The record is from RefSeq and is a predicted model, not a curated record. Lineage: Eukaryota; Viridiplantae; Streptophyta; Magnoliopsida; Magnoliales; Magnoliaceae. The coding region runs from base 1 to 1986 and encodes 661 amino acids. Gene Ontology annotation, molecular function: aspartic-type endopeptidase activity.